Molecule: messenger RNA, 642 nt
Organism: Rhagoletis pomonella (apple maggot)
Lineage: Eukaryota; Metazoa; Arthropoda; Insecta; Diptera; Tephritidae
Exons: 1
Coding region: 1-642 (213 amino acids)
Cellular component (GO): extracellular region
Molecular function (GO): chitin binding
Source: RefSeq, a predicted model, not a curated record
AUGUUAUUAUUGAAAAAAAUUGUCUACACUAAAGCAUUUUCCACCUUUAUUAUCAACCUUCAAUUUCUCACUUUGGUGCGCGCAAGAGUUAUAAACGAAUGCUCAACAGUCACAUCAGAAACUUCGGAAUUUAUAUAUAAUCCGAACACGGCUUGCAAUUCAUUAUAUCCAUAUAUUUAUUGUAACUCCACAUUAUCGACCUACUGUACACUUGAGCAAUGCAUGGAAGAGUACGAAUGCGAAAUACAAGGUGUAAUUGGUGCGCCAGUCGAUGGUAGUCCGACACCCUCUUCAGCGCCGUCUGCUAAUAAUCCAACCACGUCCACAACAACUGGCUCGUCAACCUCCCGCGUAACUCCGUCGACGCCCGCUGCUACGUCAAUCACAACGACUACUUCUUUGGUGCCAACCAGCGCUCCCAUUACAACGACAACUGUUAAUAUGAGAGUCACUUGUCAUGCUGGCGUCACGGGCAAUUAUCCUUACCUAAGCAACUGCCGUUACUACUAUCGAUGUUCCAAUGGCUAUCACUGGCUGCAGGAUUGUGGAUUUAGUAUGUCCUUCGAUGUGAUCGAUGGAUAUUGUAAGAGCACGAAAGUGGCGAGGUGCUCAACGGAAAGUAGGCGUGAAAGUUUUUGGUAA